Perca fluviatilis (European perch) is the source of this 4855-nucleotide messenger RNA. Its product is annotated as SH3 domain-binding protein 4-A-like. The record is from RefSeq and is a predicted model, not a curated record. Gene Ontology annotation, cellular component: cytoplasm. The transcript is spliced from 5 exons. Bases 340 to 3231 code for a protein of 963 amino acids. NCBI's taxonomy places the organism in Eukaryota, Metazoa, Chordata, Actinopteri, Perciformes, Percidae. Gene Ontology annotation, molecular function: protein binding.
UCCUCCAGAGCUCCGACAGACCGGACCAGAGACACACGGGAAGCGGCGUGUCUGCGCAUCUGUCACCGUUACAAACUUCAUGGACUGGUCGGAGGGGGGGUGGACGAACGAUAAUCUUAUUUCCACCUUUUCUUUUUAACAUCUAUCCUUUUUUUCCCUUUUUCUUUUUUUGGUCUUCCAGUCAAAUGUCACGAGGGAAAAGAAAAAGAGGAAAAAGUCUCUCCAUCGGCUCUUAUGUUUCCCCCUAUUCUCACUGAGCCGCCACUCCGAGCGUUCGGGCGUCCAGCCAGCAGGAGAUGAAAAGCUGCCAAUGAGCGAUUUCUACGUUGAGCACCAGCCAUGGCUGCCCAUCGCAUCAUCAGAGUGACGAACAACAAUAACGUCCUUCCUCGCUGCAAGUCUGAGGGGACGCUCAUCGACCUUAGCGAAGGGUUCACCGGGGCCAGUCUUAACGAUGUCAAAGUGCCUUCUCCCAGUGCCUUAAGGCUGGAUACUUCAGCCUCCUAUGGAGCUGCGCAGGAAGUGGUUGCCAUAAAGGAUUAUUGCCCCAGCAGCUUCACCACGCUGAAGUUCUCCAAAGGGGAUCGCCUCUAUGUGUUGGACACGUCAGGUGGAGAGUGGUGGUACGCCCACAACAACACGGAAAUGGGCUACAUCCCAGCCGCCUACGUCCAGCCGGUCAACUUCAGGAACUCUAUGCUUAGCGACAGUGGGAUGAUUGACAGUCUCGGGGAAGGAUACGAGGAUGGGUCAAAGGAGUUUGGAGGUUUGGGGGAGUGGACAGGGAUAACCCUUAAGCCCUCCCCAAUUUACAACAACAGUCCCCUCUCUCUGAACCCCUUUAUCCAUCCGUUAGAUCAAAACUGCAAAGAUAUAGGUGUAAGGAACUCAACAGAUCUUAUUCUGUUUGAUGCACUGGCAUCUCCAUCAUCUUGCUCAAACUUUAACACCAAUACAAUCAUGACCAAUGGGUUCAGCAGCUGCCACAUUAACAAUACCACCCUCACCAGCCCAAAUCAAGCGGUUGGACCUAACCUCCACAGGGAUAACCCGUUUUUUAGGGGUAAACGCUCCCACAGUCUCUCAGAACUGUCAGUCUUGCAGGCGCAGUCGAAUCCAACCUUACCUUCCUCUGGAUUCUUCACAGGCCUUAAGGCUCCUUCACCGGAGCAGUUUCAGAGCAGGGAGGACUUCAGGACUGCUUGGUUGAACCACAGAAAGCUAGCCAGGUCUUGCCAUGACCUUGACUCCCUGGGUCAGAGUCCUGGGUGGGGCCAGACGCAGCCGGUGGAGACCAACAUUGUGUGCAAGUUGGACAGUAACGGAGGAGUUGUUCAGCUCCCGGACACCCAAAUCACCAUACACAUCCCUGAAGGCCACGUCAGCCAUGGAGACCACCAACAGAUCUCCAUGAAAGCGUUACUAGAUCCUCCUCUGGAGCUCAACGGUGACCACUGCUCCACUGUUAGCCCCGUGGUGGAGAUCAAGCUGAGCAACAUGGAGACCAGGUCCUUUAUCACGUUGGAGAUGAAGGUAUUGGUAACCAUCAAGAAGGAAAGUUGUCACACGGCAGAGGUGCUUUGCGUUCGAAGUGACUGCAAAGAAGGGCCUUACACACCCAUCCCCAAUGCUUACAUUUACAAGGAUACAGUCCAGGUGCAGCUGGAUAGUUUAGAGCCUUGUAUGUAUGUGGCUGUUGUGGUUAAGGCACAGUACAUUAGCCACAAUACCACUGUUUGGGACCAUGUGCAGAGGAAAGUAACGCUGGGUGUCUACGGUCCCAAGCACAUUCACCCUUCCUUCAAAACAGUUGUGGCAAUGUUUGGGCAUGACUGUGCCCCCAAUACAUUGUUGGUAAAUGAGGUGGGCCGGCAGGCUAACUCCACCCCGCCAGUGGCCCUCCAGCUGUGGGGGAAACACCAGUUUGUGCUGGGGUACCCUCAGGACCUCCAGGUGGGAUUGUACUCCAACAUGUCCAACUAUCAGGUGAAGGCGAGCGAGGGUGCCGGGGUGAUUCAGGGAUUUCAGGUCAAACUGGGGAAAGUCAGCAGGCUCCUGUACAUGAUCACAUCGCGUGACCCCAACAGCAUCUCAGAUUUUACUCUCAGGGUCCAAGUCAAGGAUGCCCUUGACUGUAUCCUCACCCAGUUUUGCGUCCAAACGCCAUCACCGCCACCAAAGACCGAAGCGAGGAUAAUGGGCCAGAGGAGGUUUCUGAAAAAGAAAGAGGUGGAUAAGAUUGUCCUCUCACCACUGGCUGUCACUUCCAAAUACCCAAAGUUUCAGGACCGAUGCAUUACCAUCCUUAAAUUUGGCAAGUUGAUCAAAACAGUGAAUAGGCAGCACAAGAGUACUUAUCUGUUGGAGUACAAAAAGGGGGAUGUUAUUGCUUUGCUCAGCGAGGACAAAAUCAAACUGCGAGGGCAGCUGCGGACCAAAGAGUGGUUCAUUGGAUACUACCUGGGGAAGAUAGGCCUUGUCCAUGCCAAGAAUGUUUUAGUUCUGGGUAAGGUCAAGCCUAUUUAUUGGUGUGGGCCGGACCUAACAACCACAAUGCUGCUGGAGCAGAUCCUGAAGCCUUGCAAAUUUCUUACGUACAUCUACGCAACAGUGAGGACGGUUUUAAUGGAGAAUGUGGGCAACUGGAGGGCAUUUGCAGAUGCCCUUGGGUAUGGGAAUUUGCCACUUAAUUGUUUUUGCCGAACCGAACUGGACAAUGAGCCGGAGAAGGUGGCGUCGGUUCUGGAGAAACUCAAAGAGGAGUGUACGAACAUGGAGAACAAGGAGAGGAAGUCCUUCCAGAGGGAACUCAUGAUGGCGUUGCUGAAGAUGGACUGCCAGGGUCUGGUUGCCAGACUGGUCCUGGAUUUCGUCUUGCUGACCACGGCGGUGGAGGUGGCGUUCCGCUGGAGGGAACUGGCCGAGAAACUUGCUCGAGUGUCCAGACAGCAGAUGGAGGCCUACGAGGCUCCGCACCGCGACAAGAACGGCCUGUUGGACAAUGAGUCCAUGUGGAAGCCAGCCUACGAUUUCCUCCUGACGUGGGCCGCCCACGUCGGGGACAGCUACCGAGACGUGAUCCAGGAGCUCCACCUCGGCCUGGACAAGAUGAGGAACCCCAUCACCAAGAGGUGGAAGCACCUGACGGGCACGCUAAUCCUCGUCAACUGCCUCGAUACGCUCCAAAGUGCUGCCUUCUGUCCCACGGGAUACGGAGAUUUCGCUGUGUGAACACUUUCGUGCACCUGGAGAACACAUUCUGUUAAAAGUCUACGAGGGCUGUUGCGGUAACUGGUAGAGACCAGUCCGAUACCAGUGUCGGAAUAGUCUCCGAUACGGUCUAAAAUGCCGGUAUGGGUAUCGGAGAGUACCGGAGUUUAUGCACCGAUCCAAUACCACAUAGUUUAGCCCUGAAGAAAAUCUACUUUAAAGUAGUUCAUCUAUGUUCUUUUUCCGUGAUGACUCACUCAAGUUCAGGUAUCGGAAUCGGUAUUGGGAAGGAAAAAAUGGAAUCGGACCAUUUCUAGUUACUGGAGCCCAAUACAUGUGCAGAGUUUUGUCUUGGACGGUUGGACAAGCUUCUGUACGUCCUCUUGUUUGGAGUCUUGGACGGGCGUCAUCGGUGGCAGCACCGAUUGGUUUCCGUUAAGCGCCAGAUGUACAAAUGUUAUUGCACGAUUCUUGGCAUUGAAUAAGUCAAUGUGAAACUGGAGGAUCUGCCUCUCUCUGUUUUUAUGCCUUUUGUUAGGUUAGUCCUGUUUUCUCUGUGUUUUUUUUUUUUACCUCCCCCUUGGUCUUCCCUUUUAAUUUUGCUCCAAUUGAUGACAGUGUGUGUGAAUUGUUCUUUCCGUUUCCACAUCUCCCUCAGGACAACAUCAGAGACCUCGCCCACUGCAGUAUACGUGACCACACGUACUGUGAACUUUGACCUGUCCGCCACCUUUAAAAGCUGUUUUUACCCCCCCUUUGUUUGCAAGCUAAAUUUUUACACACAACGCAACUUUUCCCUCCAUUCUUUCACUGCUUCUCACUGGCCGAAGAAGGCGGAGCUGAUGUGUUGUUUAAAUGAAAUUAAUCAAAAAAAUAGUUUCAUACAUUCAAAACAUUAAGAGCAUUUCUCGGUCAUGGUAACUUUACGUGUGACUCGCAAGAUAUACUUCUAUUUUUUAUACUUGCAGAACGAUACAGGCGAUGAUAUUAUUGGCAGUGUUAUUCUUGUGUACUGUACGCUUCAAGAGUUAGAACUUCAGAAUCAAAAUUACAACCGUGGUGUAAAAUAUGUACACUUGAGUUUUUAGCCGAACAUCCAAAUCUAUUUUCCUUUUUAAAGCAUGAAAUCCUACAUUUAUUGUACAUAAGUGCAUCCAAUAUUUUCAAGAUGUUAGACUGUUGCGCACACACGUUUUAAUUUUUUCAGGGAUUACGUAUUUGAUGAAGAUAGACCUAAAAUGAUCAUGAUAAUGUUAAAAUUCCUGCUAAAGGUGCCAGUACAGCACAUUUUUUGCAAGUUUGCUAUUUUUACUUUCUGACUUCUCCAACGCAUAAAUUUCAUUAUUUUCUUGUGGUGCAUUUUAUUGGAGUGUUUUAACUUUGGGUUUUUUCAACUGCAAUGCAAUUCUAUAGGACAAAUGUGCAUUGUCGACUUCGUCCACUAAAAUUGCUUUAUUUCUUGCAGAUUAAUAUUAUAAGUGUCUGACAACAUUAUGGAAAGGAUCCCUACAGAGAUAGACCUUUUUUUAAAGAGUAACAUCCUCUUUGUUUAACCAAAAAAAGCUCUGAGGUCGCUAGCGCUAAACUCACCAGACUCCAUUUUAAAAAACAGCACUUUUAGUGUGUAUAGAGCCAACAUAUUUUC